AGCUGCCAAUACCCAAGGAAACCAUCCCCCCCUUAUCGAUAAGCCGAAAACCUCACACCCAACAUUAAACCUCACAUCACCGUCACCACCAGCCUUCCUCCAUCCACACCAACACCCAGCAAUCAAUCAACCCAAUACAAUAAUAACCCACAAACAAAACUACCAGAUCCCACUAUACCUCAGCCUCCUUCCACCAGCGAAUUACCUAUAACACACACAAUGACCCCAACCCCAACCCCAACCCCAGACGACCCAACACCACCACCACCAACAACAGCCACAUCUACAGAACAAUCGCCUCCCCGCCUCCCCGUCCAAACCCACCACUGCCGCUUCUGCAACCACCUCCUCCUCGCGACCACACGCUCCGUCUCCUCCCUCCCGCGCCGGAAAGACCCCGCCAAAGACGGUGCCUUAAUCCUACCUCUUCCGCGCGAUAACAGCACCGCCGACGAAGACGAAGAAGAACCAACCACAUCACAAGCACAAUCUUCCAUCAAACAAAAACACUACACGAUCCUUCUAUCCACCACCAUCCCGGAUCGCAAACACACGCUUGUGCGGAGGGAAGAUGGGUUCGAGAAACGGUUGUUUCUGAGGUGCGGGCGGUGUAGAGUUGUCAUGGGGUACUUUUUGGAUGAGGUGCAUUUUGGGGGGAAUAGUGCUGGGGCUGAAGGUGAGGAUGAGGAUGCGGAGAAGGCUAGGGUGGUUUAUCUCUUGCCGGGGGCUUUGGUGGAGACGGGGGUUAUGAUGGGGGAUGAGCUGGAGAAGGUGGUCAAGGGGUUGGAUAGAGAGUGGGUGGGGUGGUUGGAGGGAUAAUCAGUUCGGACGGCGUAUCUUUGAUGUUGUGGGUUAUGGGGUAUAUUUCUAUAAGGGUUUGGUAGUGGCUAUGGUGUUGGGAGGGGAAGUGGUCAUCAUGAGGAGUUGAUUGUGCUAUUUAUACUGUACUUCCAUAUACCAUGUAUCAUUUUAUCAUGUUUA
Messenger RNA from Aspergillus welwitschiae, 981 nucleotides. RefSeq lists its product as uncharacterized. The transcript has a single exon. The record is from RefSeq and is a predicted model, not a curated record. The coding region runs from base 220 to 819 and encodes 199 amino acids. Lineage: Eukaryota; Fungi; Ascomycota; Eurotiomycetes; Eurotiales; Aspergillaceae.